AUGUCCGGCACAUCGAUCGAAGUGGAAUCCUUCGUUGUGGAUCAAGUCAGAUGCCCGGAUUGCUCGUUAACCUGCCUUCAAAAGAACAUUUAUCGUCAUAUGACUCAAAUUCACGAGUGGACGAGUGAAGACUGCAAAGCUCUCGUCACAGCGAUUCGGAACGAACGAAAGAAUCGAGAAUCCACGACCUCAUUCGCCUGUUCCAGUUGUAGAGUGCUUUUUAGAAGUGUAAAACAUCUAGUGAUGCAUAAAAAGCGCUGCUCUCAAAAUCCAAAUUACGCUCAUCCUGGUACCGGCAUGUUUCUAGAUGAGAUAAUUGACGACGGUGGUCCAGAGGAGGUGGUUCGAGACUUUGAAGAAGACGUUCCAGAAGAUUCGAAGCCCUCCACAUCAUCUUCCACAGCUGAUCAUCAUGGCUACAGUAUGAUGGGACCGCCCCAUCGCCAGGUUGCACGACCCAUCCAGCAACAUCAAUUGCCUAGACCCCCUCGAAUCCUAUCCAGCACCGAUCGUAAGCUCGAAUUCCCUCUCGGUCAUUCACCUGGAAAAGGACCGUACGCCCGGCCACGUGGCAAUCAGAUGAAGUGUCCAGAGUGUCCAGUAACCACCGAAUCAGUGGACUCGCUGAUAAAUCAUUGUCAGCAACACCACGAGUCACCGGAAAAGAAGUUUUUGCAAGAAAGGAGAGCUUUCGAGACGAUGCAAGAUUUUAAGAAAUGGUUCGAUCAGCGGCAAGAGGACACCUGCACCUCGCUCACCAAACGAACUGGACACGGUGGAGAAACCCUGUAUCGUUGCCACCGGGUCGGAAAGUACCGUAGUGUCGCCAAAUCCAGAAAGUCGAAUCCGAGAAAAGUGGAUCAGACGUGUACGGCGUAUUUGAAGGUCCAAAUCGGCGACGACGGUGUCAUUUGGGCAACUGGCUGCUUCACCCAUAUCGGUCACGACCUGGACCAUAAACUGCUAUGGCUUACCGAGACCCAGGAGAACUAUGUUCGAGAAUUGAUCGAUUUGGAUUGGACGUCCGAUCAGAUUUUCUUCUUUAUUCGCAACGAAUACAAGGAUUACGAUUGUAAAUUGAAAUAUGUGUCGAAAAAUGAUAUUAGAAACAUCACCGUCCGCUACGACCGUCUUAAGAAGGCCGGCCGUGUUCGAGAUUCGUCCAAUGAGAAGCCGAAAGAAGACGUGCUGGAUUCAGAAGACGUGACAGGAGAAGUAGAAGAAGAAUCAGAGCCUAAAAUUCCAAGAAUUGAGGGGCCCGAAGAGGGGGCGGAGUCAAAAGAAGAGGAAGAAAUAGUGACUUCUGAAGUUGUAGACGUGACGAAUAUGAUUGUGGUUGACGACGUCAUCGUUGAAGAUGUUAAGCAAGAUGAAGAGGAGGAGUUCAUCAAUGUGGUCGACGAUGAUACGAUGCCAGAAUUACAGAAAGUGACUUAA
Messenger RNA from Caenorhabditis briggsae, 1437 nucleotides. The record is from RefSeq and is a predicted model, not a curated record. The coding region runs from base 1 to 1437 and encodes 478 amino acids. The transcript is spliced from 6 exons. NCBI's taxonomy places the organism in Eukaryota, Metazoa, Nematoda, Chromadorea, Rhabditida, Rhabditidae.